Messenger RNA from Vigna radiata var. radiata (mung bean), 1505 nucleotides. Its product is annotated as ATP-dependent Clp protease proteolytic subunit-related protein 1, chloroplastic. The record is from RefSeq and is a predicted model, not a curated record. The transcript has 9 exons. Gene Ontology annotation, biological process: protein quality control for misfolded or incompletely synthesized proteins. Gene Ontology annotation, molecular function: ATPase binding; serine-type endopeptidase activity; ATP-dependent peptidase activity. Lineage: Eukaryota; Viridiplantae; Streptophyta; Magnoliopsida; Fabales; Fabaceae. The coding region runs from base 111 to 1223 and encodes 370 amino acids. Gene Ontology annotation, cellular component: endopeptidase Clp complex.
GUGGAUAGUGGUUUCUAGCACACCUAUCUUCCUCGCCGUUCGAACCAAAACUACAUUUCUGGUGUCAUACCCUUCGCCCCUUCACAUCAAAUUUUGAAACUUUGGUACCCAUGUCCUCUUCUCUCUCUCCACCGCUUUCUGGGUCCUUCAUCCACGAUUCUUCCUUCCUCCGUGGAACAAAACUUUUUCCCCUUUCUCGAAGAGUGCCACCACGCGGCUUCAGCUCUUUCUCUGCUAAGUGCUCCCUCGACCACGUCCCCAAACAGUUCAGAAAGGAAAAUCUUGCAGAUGGAUUGACGCAAAACUACAAGAACGUACCUCAAUAUCUAUAUGGCCUUACACCUUCACAAAUGGACAUGUUCACGACAGGAGAUGCUAUCGGCCGGCAAACUGAAAGAGUUACAGAGGAAAGCAUCUCAUCUGCCAAGAAUUAUAUAGAUAAUGGUGGAACGUGGAGUGUAUCUGGCAUGGGCAAAAAUGAUGCUUCAAAAUACAGCAUGAGUGUUAGAAUGUAUCAAGGAGGUUGGGGAAGUGAAAGGCCACAAACUGCUCCACCAGAUCUGCCUUCUUUGCUUUUGGAUGCUCGAAUAUGCUAUCUGGGCAUGCCGAUUGUUCCAGCUGUGACGGAACUUAUUGUUGCUCAAUUCAUGUGGUUGGAUUUUGAUAACCCAACCAAACCUAUUUACUUUUACAUUAAUUCAUCUGGAACUCAGAAUGAGAAGCACGAGACAGUGGGAUCAGAAACUGACGCAUAUUCCAUAGCUGAUAUGAUGUCUUAUGUCAAAGCAGAUGUGUAUACUGUGAAUUGUGGUAUGGCAUUUGGUCAGGCAGCAAUGCUUCUGUCGCUUGGAACAAACGGUUAUCGUGCGGUACAACCAAACUCAUCUACAAAAUUAUAUCUCCCAAAAGUCAAUAGAUCAAGUGGUGCUGUUAUAGACAUGUGGAUCAAGGCAAAGGAGCUUGAGGCAAAUUCGGACUAUUACAUUGAUCUAUUGGUAAAAGGGACAGGGAAAUCAAAGGAAGAAAUUACUAAAGAUGUCCAGAGGCCUAAGUAUCUUCAAGCACAGCAAGCUAUAGACUACGGACUUGCUGACAAAAUCAUUCAGUCAAGUUCGACGGAUUCUGCAUUUGAGAAGCGGAACUAUGAUGAAAUGCUUGCUCAAUCAAGUAUGAGGAAUCAAGGUGGUGUCGAUCCUCAAGCGUCUCCUUCGGGAUUCAGGUAAUCACACAGCGAAAGGCUACUUAAUCGCUCCGAAUGCAAUGCCCUUCAAUGCUUAUGGGUUUAAGUUGGCGCCUGGUGUAAAGGUGAAGCAGCUAUCUCAUCAAAAGGCCAAAUUGGAAACUUUCAACGGAGAGAUAUUAUAUGAAAAUUGUAUCUUGGCUGUUAGGUGACUUUUUCAAUACUUAAAUUACAUAUGCUUAGUUUUAAUAACUUAAGAAAAUGACCAGGUUUUUAAAAAUGUAAAUAUCGAACCAUUACCAAUGAGAUGGACUUGAUUGAGACA